CAUAACUCCUACUGUAGAACUAAAUGCUCUGUGCAUGAAACUUGGAAAAAAACCAAUGUAUAAGCCUGUUGACCCUUACUCUCGGAUGCAGUCCACCUACAGCUACAACAUGCGAGGAGGUGCUUAUCCCCCAAGGUACUUUUAUCCAUUUUCAGUUCCACCUUUCUUUUAUCAAGUUGAACUUUCUGUGGGAGGACGGCAGUUUAAUGGAAAAGGAAGGACAAGACAGGCCGCAAAGCACGAUGCUGCUUCUAAAGCAUUGAGGAUUCUGCAGAAUGAGCCCCUUCCUGAAAGGCUGGAGGUAAAUGGAAGAGAAUCGGAAGAAGAAAAUCUCAAUAAAUCAGAAAUAAGUCAAGUGUUUGAGAUUGCACUUAAAAGGAACUUGCCUGUGAAUUUUGAGUCUUUCCCUCUAAAACAGGUCGCCCGUGAGAGUGGCCCGCAUCACAUGAAGAGUUUUGUGACCAAGGUGUCAGUCGGGGAAUUCAUAGGGGAAGGUGAGGGGAAGAGCAAGAAGCUUUCGAAGAAGAACACUGCGAUUGCUGUCCUUGAGGAGUUGAAGAAGCUCCCGCCUCUGCCCACAGUUGAACGUGUGAAACCCAGAAUCAAAAAGAAAACCCAGUCAAUAGUCAAGGUCGCUAAGCCUCACACAGGCCCAGACUAUGGCCAGGGGAUG
This is a messenger RNA of Elephantulus edwardii (Cape elephant shrew), 673 nucleotides long. RefSeq names its product double-stranded RNA-binding protein Staufen homolog 1-like. The record is from RefSeq and is a predicted model, not a curated record. The transcript has a single exon. NCBI's taxonomy places the organism in Eukaryota, Metazoa, Chordata, Mammalia, Macroscelidea, Macroscelididae. The annotation marks the transcript as partial.